Molecule: messenger RNA, 597 nt
Organism: Aegilops tauschii subsp. strangulata
Lineage: Eukaryota; Viridiplantae; Streptophyta; Magnoliopsida; Poales; Poaceae
Source: RefSeq, a predicted model, not a curated record
AUGAAUGCAACGAGGCCUGGACUCGUCCACGCCGCCGGCCAGGACCUCAACAGCAUGACGGUGGCGCAGCGCUACGCGCUCAUGAAGGCCAACGUCGACGGCCUAAAGCCGCUCCAGGUCGGCAUCGCCGUCUGCGACCACGAAGGCCAGCAGGUCGCCUGGGAGUUCAACCUCUGCGACUUCUGCCGCCUCGCCGACCCGCACGACCAAAAGGCCCUCGACUACCUUGCCGACCGCGGCGUCGACCUCGACAUGCUCGGCGCGCUGCUCAUGGGCUCCAGCCUCAUUGGCGCCGGACAUGGGCGGCCGCUGUCGUGGAUCACCUACGCCGGUGCCUACUACGCAGCAUACCUGCUCAAGAUUUAUUACCUCGGCCAGCAGGUCUACGACGUUGCCACGAUGGCGGCCGGCUGCCCGGGCAUGCCGGUGGGGCUGGACUGCAUCGCCGCUAGCCUGCGCAUCCAUCCGCCGUGGGGGAGCCCUCGUCUCGCAGGCGCCGCUGGCGUGCGCGCGCUUCUGGCCUUCAGGAUUUGGAAGCACGGGGAGUUCGGCGGCAACGUGGAGAGGUUCCGAGGUCUGCUUCAGGGCCUGCAGUAG